GAGGAGAGACUGAUCCUGCCCCUGAAACCAUGGGACCUGUCAGCUACUCAUCAGAGACCUAUGACUUGAGCCAGGUGGAGCUGAGUGGUUACUAUGAAGCCGAGAACAGCACCCCGUCUUUGGAGGGCUACUUUUGCUUCAACCCAUCCUCAUCCGUGGUCGGCAACCAGAGAGACCCCUUCAGAAAGGUCUUCAUGCCCCUCAUCUACCUGCUGAUGUUUGUCUUGGGGACUGUGGGCAAUGCCCUGGUCCUGGUCAUUUUAGAGAGGUUCAAGCGCUCUCGCACUACCACGGAAAACUUCCUCUUCCACCUCACCCUGGCCAACCUGGCGCUGUUGCUCACCUUCCCCUUCAGCGUGGUGGAGAGCUUGGCCGGGUGGGUGUUUGGGAAGUUCCUCUGCAAGAUCCUCAGUGCUGUCCACAAGAUCAAUUUCUACUGCAGUAGCAUGCUGCUGGGGUGCAUCGCAGUGGACCGCUACCUGGCCAUCGUCUACGCAAUCCACACCUACCGCAAACGCAGAGCUCGCUCCAUCCACCUCACCUGCAUGGCUGUCUGGCUCUGCUCGCUGCUUUUGACCUUACCCGAUCUCAUCUUCAUGGAAGUCUGGACAGACGACAGCAACCGCAGCAUUUGCUAUUUUCCAGAGGUUGGGAUUGAUGGCAACAAUGUCUGGCUAGCGACCCGCUUCCUCUACCACACCGUGGGCUUCUUCGUGCCCCUGCUGGUCAUGUGUUACUGCUACAUGGCCAUCGUGCGGGCUCUGUGUCAGUCCCAGCGCCUGCAGAGGCAAAAAGCUGUCCGCGUGGCCAUCCUGGUCACGGGCGUCUUCCUGCUCUGCUGGAGCCCGUACCACAUCGUCAUCUUCCUGAACACGCUUACCAAGCUAGAAGCCUUCACCAAGAACUGCCUCCUGGAAGACCAGCUGGACACGGCCAUCAUGGUGACAGAGGCCAUCGGCUUCACGCACUGCUGCCUCAACCCCAUCCUCUACGCCUUCAUCGGGGUCAAGUUCCGUAACGACUUCUUCCGGAUCCUGCAGGAGCUCGGCUGCAUAAGCCAGGAGACCCUGCAGGAGAUCCUGGAGGUGGCGAGGAAGGGCAGCGGCAUCGAGUCUGACAACACCACCUCUAUCUCCACUUUCUAGCUGGGAAAGGCUGCCUGCGGCGCAGAACCGGCCUGGGGUUUGCCUUCCCGGUGGCACACGUGCUGUGGCCUCGCUCCCACGUUUCACAAGCGUCCCCCACCGCUUCUCUCCGCUCCUCAGGAAACUGAGGUCCAGUAGCCACCAAACACCCAAAGCCCACCAGAUCCCUUCCCUGGCUCCUUCUGGUCCUCAUACCUGUAGAAAUCUGUCUGGCAGCUGUUGGUGAGCGCUGGCUGUCCGAUGGUCGCUCUGGCAGGGACGGAUGAACCUGAGCGCGUUGAACAGGACGUUUCCACCUCCCCCUCGAAAAACUGACUGCAGGCGUCCUGCGCACGGAGCCAGGCACGAGACUGGGGUGCUGGGGGCGAGGGAAAAAGUGCAGCUGAGUAAACAGGGAGUCGCGUCAGCAAGCGAGGGCAAAGCUAAGCAGGUCUCCAUUUCACCGGCUUCGGUUGGCAGAGACGUGCCUGAAGGAAGCAGCAGGACUCGGUGACCACGGCAGCUGGAAGGAGAGGUGCAGGUAGGGCCAGCGGCGGGUGCAGAGCUCACGCCGAUAGCACGGGCACGCGGCGCUGGAUGGUCCCUGGCUGCAAUGUUGCUCCUCCUGCUGCAUGACGUCCCCUUGGCUGGCCGGGGCACGUUGAUCUUCCCACCUUGGCUCAGGCCAGGCAGUCCUGCCGCAGACUCCAAGGUCUGACUGUUGCAGAUUCCUUUCCUGACAUCAGCCGCAUCCUCUCCCGCUCACUCCAUCUGUUUCACUGCUGCGACGAGCUCCAGUGAGUGGCUGCUGAAGCGAACGCCUGACUAUCCCAAAGCUUUCCUUUAAGGAAUAAAGCCGUCUGGAGAGAUGGCUUCUAUCUCGUGACUAAGCACAAGAGCUAUGAACCACACGUCUUUGUGAGGCAGAAGGUGUAACUUUUUUUUUUUUUUUGCAGCUACUUGUACAGCACUUUGUGGGUUCUGAGAGCAAGGAGACCCAUUGCCCCGGAGUAAGGAAAAAUGCUCGCUUGCUUAAUUUCUGUUUGUUUUUAGCAGGCUGAAAGAGGAUGUAACGUUUUGCUUUGCGCUGUGCUGAUAUUUUUGCUCCGCCUGCACCUACGGGACUUUCAGGGGUUUAGUGCAUCCAGGUUUGCGCAGAACAAACCUGGGCGCUGAUCUUGCCCUGAACCACGAGCAUCCAGCAACUGCUCAGAUCGGGGCUGCUUGAUAACGAUUUGGUCCAAAAUAAGCGCAGCAGCCUUUGCCGUCAUUAAUUAUUGCACCGCAAGCUGGGAGCUGGGACACGAGGCAGCCCUGAUGGACUGGGGCAUCCCGCUGCUUCCUGGCCCGUCUUGUCGCAGCUCAACGCGGCCGCGCGCACGCAGCGCUGCUCCAUUACGCUUCUCUUGCUAGCUGUCGGUGCAGCGGCCUCAACAGUACGAGAGACACGCGUAGCAUCACGCCGGCACGACCAGAAUCACGAGCACGCUUUAAAAUCCACUCUGCCAUUAACCUCGCUCGGUAAGCAAAGUCAGAACAACACCAGUUCUCCUGCUGCAGCAGGAAUUUUGUGCUACGCUCGCUCCUGAAGUCCAGCCCGCUAACAAAGGGCUCGGUCGCAGCUGAACUUCACCGUGCCCAAGGG
Chroicocephalus ridibundus (black-headed gull) is the source of this 2769-nucleotide messenger RNA. RefSeq names its product C-X-C motif chemokine receptor 5 (gene CXCR5). The record is from RefSeq and is a predicted model, not a curated record. NCBI's taxonomy places the organism in Eukaryota, Metazoa, Chordata, Aves, Charadriiformes, Laridae. Gene Ontology annotation, cellular component: membrane; external side of plasma membrane. Gene Ontology annotation, molecular function: C-X-C chemokine receptor activity; C-C chemokine receptor activity; C-C chemokine binding. The transcript is spliced from 2 exons. Bases 30 to 1145 code for a protein of 371 amino acids. Gene Ontology annotation, biological process: cell chemotaxis; positive regulation of cytosolic calcium ion concentration; calcium-mediated signaling.